AUGAUUCUAGCACGGGACUCCCCGUACGGAACACUCCGUCCAUCUUUCAUCACCCUCGGCACCACCAAGGGGACUCGUGAACCAAUCUCAACGCAGGACGCUGGCCCCUCAAGACGAAACGAGAGCGGUGUGACAUUUUUCUAUAUGAAAAGCUCUCGCUACGCUACUAGCUCAGGGACUGCCAAAAAAGGAGACGAUCCGAUAGAUUGGCUGAGACAUCUCGAGAUGGGGAAUGCAAAGUCAAAUCCUGUUAAUCCUGUUCACCCGAGGUCGUCACGGCCUCACCUGGCAGGCUGGAAUUGUCGGAAGCUUCACUGCCGCUCCAACAUUUCGGAACCAUAUGGAGAUUCAGUCGCUAGCACAAGAUGGCUGCGGCUGCGGAUCAGCGUCCAGGCCAUGGAGAUGGAUGAGGAUGACGGCAAAGCUACCAAAGAGGCGGAUUAA
This is a messenger RNA of Talaromyces atroroseus, 444 nucleotides long. RefSeq lists its product as hypothetical. The coding region runs from base 1 to 444 and encodes 147 amino acids. Lineage: Eukaryota; Fungi; Ascomycota; Eurotiomycetes; Eurotiales; Trichocomaceae. The record is from RefSeq and is a predicted model, not a curated record. The transcript has 2 exons.